Molecule: messenger RNA, 573 nt
Organism: Funneliformis caledonium
Lineage: Eukaryota; Fungi; Glomeromycota; Glomeromycetes; Glomerales; Glomeraceae
Source: the annotation of a GenBank genome assembly
AUGUCCGUGGAAAGACACACUCAACAAAGACCAUUUAAGUGCCCAAUUUGCAAUGGUUCGCGAUUUGAUUCCCCUGAUGCGCUAAAUCGACACUUGAUUAUCAAUCAUAAUGAUAUCGUUAUGGACUCUGACACCGAUGAUUUUACAUUGUAUGAUGAAAAUGAAGAAUUGAAUUUAGGGAAAGUCAAAGAUGUUUACGUGAAGAGAGAGGUCAGCAAAGACGAAGCUGUCAUUUUUAUGAAAGGAAAAGACAAUAAAGAUGAAAUCAUACCACUAAGUAAUACCGCAAAAUUAUCUUAUCGUGAUGUUCUCGUUAAAGGAAGAGCCAAUGAAACCAAAGACUUAGAGGAUUUAUUAAUAGACGGAAUGGAUGUUAUUCCAUCAUCACCGGAGAGUCAAGUUGUAUAUGAUUUGAAAAUGAAAAUUAUGAUGUUACCCGACGCACCACAAGAAGUAUUGUCUGAGGCCAAACAGGAAAACCUUAUUUUUGAAACACUUCGUGAAGUUUACAAAGAUACAAAGGCUGGGGAAUACUUUGAAAAAGCCUUUGAAAUGUUGGAAAGGGGAUUUUGA